GAACAUCAGAUAAACACUGUUGGUACUUAGCUUUAGCUGCUGUUAGCUUCAAAUUAAACAGUCGCAGUUGGUGUCGCACUUUAAACAGAAACUAACUAUCUUCACUGCUAAACUGUCUUGCUAACAUAGCUAAGCGUCGUUCAGCUAACCUAUAAUACAUGAAUGUGUUCGUUAUUAUGAUAUUAUUGUUACAUAACAUGGCGGUAAGCUGUUGAUGUAGAAACACAGUCUGUUGUUUUUAACUUGUUACGCCUCUUUCAGUCCUUUUACUUUCAUUAGUCGUGUUUUUACAAUGGGAGUUAGAAGGAUUUACAUUAGCUUAGCUUAUGCUACUUUCGGGACCUUGGUUGGACUCUCGGCUUUCCUGGUCUGGAACAUCGCCUACAAACAGCCGUGGACCGCAGCCAUGGGAGGCCUGUCAGGUGUCUUGGCGUUCUGGUGUCUGGUCACACACGUCAUGUACCUGCAGGAUUUCUGGCGCACGUGGCUCAAAGGUCUGAAGUUCUUCAUCGCUGUCGGCGUGAUUUUCUCGAUGUUGGCGGUCGCCGGCUUCAUCACCUUCCUCACGCUCGCCAUCACUCAGAAACAAACCCCCACGGACCCCCGCAGCCUCUACCUGUCCAGCGUCUGGAGCUUCCUCACCUUCAAGUGGUCCUUCCUCCUCGCCCUGUACUCCUACAGAUACCGGCAGGAGUUCGCUGACAUCAGCAUCCUCAGCGACUUCUAGUGCAGAGGACUUCUUUUUACAGACUGCCAUGGACUCGGAGAGGGUUUAAAAAGAGCUUUUGGAACAAAGCAGAGGAUUGAAGUCACACACACUUGCUUAACGAGCUGUGUGUGUUUGUGUGUUUUCCUGUUCUCCCGUCUAAUGACACAUGUUAUAUUCCUGCAAGUAGAUUAACCUCUGAAGACUGCUUCUGAGUUACGAAUGUGGACCGACGUGUUCUGAGAGACAGAUUUCAUCUCUUACUCUUUAAACUAUGGAGGUAGACUCGUCUGAAUAUGAUGUGUGUGAACAGAUCAAUAACCUGUGUGACGCACUUUUAAAGAAAUGCAAAAAGGAUUGUAAACUCAUCAAAAAGUGCAAAUGCAAAACGAGCUUCAAA
Molecule: messenger RNA, 1106 nt
Organism: Notothenia coriiceps (black rockcod)
Lineage: Eukaryota; Metazoa; Chordata; Actinopteri; Perciformes; Nototheniidae
Gene: slc48a1a
Product: solute carrier family 48 member 1a
Exons: 3
Coding region: 293-727 (144 amino acids)
Biological process (GO): heme transport
Cellular component (GO): plasma membrane; lysosomal membrane
Molecular function (GO): heme binding; heme transmembrane transporter activity
Source: RefSeq, a predicted model, not a curated record